Molecule: messenger RNA, 1830 nt
Organism: Megalobrama amblycephala (Wuchang bream)
Lineage: Eukaryota; Metazoa; Chordata; Actinopteri; Cypriniformes; Xenocyprididae
Gene: pigr
Product: polymeric immunoglobulin receptor
Exons: 8
Coding region: 108-1130 (340 amino acids)
Cellular component (GO): plasma membrane
Molecular function (GO): transmembrane signaling receptor activity
Source: RefSeq, a predicted model, not a curated record
AUGGUUUAGGCAGAAGGAAGUGAGAGUGAACGCAGAAAUAUUCAUUCUCGCAGCAGCUGUCAUUAGGAAAGAGGGACUCUGAUGGUUUAUCACACUCGAGCUCAGCGAUGACUCUUCCGCUACUUCUGAUCAUUCUUGUUUUUGGUGUUCUGCCAGGUUCCCACAGCACAGUGACCACUGUAGGAGAUCUGGCUGUGCUGGAGGGUCAGUCCGUCACUGUCCCGUGUCACUACAACCCGCAGUACAUCAGCCACGUGAAGUACUGGUGCCACGGCAGGAUGAUAGACUUCUGCUCCAGCCUGGCACGCACUGAUGACCCCAAAUCAACACCUCAAAGCAAGGGAAGGGUGACGAUCGCUGAUGACCCCACUCAGCAUGUGUUUACCGUGAGCAUGCAGAACCUGACGGUGGAGGAUUCGGGGUGGUACUGGUGUGGGGUGGAGCUCGGAGGGAUGUGGGUUGCUGACAGCACUGCCUCCCUUUAUAUCAGUGUCAUUCAAGGAGUGUCAGUGGUGAGCAGUAUGGUGAGUGCAGAUGAACGCAGCAGCGUCAGUGUUCAGUGUCGCUACAGUAAGAACCUCAGGUCCAGUGAGAAGCGGUGGUGUCGCAGUGGGAAUUGGAACUCCUGCGUGUCGACGGAUUCUGAAGGAACGUUCAGCAGCAGAAACGUGCUCAUCCAUGAUGACAAGAACAGCUUGUUCACUGUGACACUCAUGCAGCUGGAGAUGAGAGACUCGGGCUGGUACUGGUGUGGAGCCGGUCAGCAGCAUGUGGCAGUUCAUGUGUCAGUCACACCACAAGCCACAACAGAAGCCACAACAGAGGUCACAACGUCUCCCAUCCAGAAUCUGAAGACAACAAUCAUUACUUCAUCUGUAAUGAGCUCAAGUGACCCUCACAGUCGUCCUGUUUGGGAGUCUCCUCUCGUGGUGGGUGGGGUCGUACUGCUGGUCAUGAUUGCGUUUCUGGCAGUUUGGAAGUUGCGGAAACAGUGUAAGAAAAAGCCGAAACAUCAAAGGACAAAUGAAAUGAACGAUAAUAUCACAAUGUGUCCAUGGAGAGAAGGAGACUAUAAGAACACCUCAGUGAUUUUCCUGAACACUCCAGCUCAGCAGCUCCAAAUGCUCUAACAGAGGAGCCUCAUGAUGGGAAACACCAAACUCAUGGACAUUCUGAUGAUGAAGGAGAAUUUAAAGUGAACUGAUGGACACUAUGACUCUUUAAGUGUUUUUAACAAGUCCUGCAGAAUGGAGAAACUGCAGACUGGGGUUUCACAUUUAACAGUUAAAUGGAAUAUAAUCUUUCAUUUUAAUGCAUUUUGUUAUGCAUUUCACAUUUAUCUGUAAGUAAAGGUGGAUUCACGCCAUGUUGGAAUUAUGGACGUUACGAGAUUCCAACUUGUAAUAAGCGUAGAAUUCGUAAUUACAACUUGUAAACUCAGAAUUUUUGGAGAACUCCGACUUUCACCACAUGUCCGCUGUACCACCUGACUGCUGCAGAUUCAUUUUAGUGUUGAUAGUGUUGCCAUGGAAACGCAUAAUUCUGAGUCUGAGAACAGCUUUGAGUAGAGCGUCACAGAUUGUCAUCUCGUAAUUAUGAUAAUUACGACAGGGCGUGAACGCAGCAUUUGUACAAGGCUUGUUAUGACUGAGUCGUGCAGUGUGGAUGUGUUCUUACCAACGGAAGUACUGAGUCUCACUCUUGUUAUUUUUGUCUCCUCAUGUUUUUUUAUCAUAUAAAUGAUGAAAAGCUUUUGUCCUUUGUUAACUUCUGUACAGAAAAACUGCUUUAUUCACGUUUCAAGGUGUAUUAAAAUCGCUAUUUGAGGUU